This is a messenger RNA of Sycon ciliatum, 4282 nucleotides long. RefSeq lists its product as uncharacterized. Gene Ontology annotation, molecular function: protein binding. NCBI's taxonomy places the organism in Eukaryota, Metazoa, Porifera, Calcarea, Leucosolenida, Sycettidae. The record is from RefSeq and is a predicted model, not a curated record. Bases 1076 to 3286 code for a protein of 736 amino acids. The transcript is spliced from 11 exons.
CAGGUGCUCGAAGUCCGUACACUUUUACAGUGUGUGUUUGCCGAGCUGAAACUCACGCUAGCAAUGAUCACUUGCCAGAAUCCUGCUCGUGGAUGGAAGGUAUCUUGUCCAAGUUUGUUCUGAGGCCAGGCUCGAUUGAACCAGGCCAUCUUUCGAUCCGAUCUGUUUCUCUGGAGUUCGCUCAUUUUUCAUAUCAAAUUUUGGUGUCGCAGAGGGUACUCUAAGUCCGUACUGAUCAGAGGUGACUCGAAAUACACACAUAUUUCUGCUAAUUGCUAACUUGCAAUCCCUCGGUUACGACGAAAGUACCGAAGGGAUAUGUUUGGCAUGUGCCUCCACCAGUAUUUCUUGCAAAAGCGUAGUUUGUUGCCGCAAUGCAAGCUGUUUUUAGUCGGCUCAGAGAAGAAGCAGCUGCGCUGUGAAAACCGCGGGAAAACAGUGGUGGAGAUGCCAGGAGUGUCAACCUUUCUGCAAGGAUUGUUGGUUCUCUGUAAAUUCUUCUCCUCUGGCCAUUGUCUGCUCUAAGCUGGCUCUUGAUGAUUGAGUGAAGGUCUGUUUGACGCUGUGUCCGUUCGAAAUCGGUCUUGGCAAAGUUGAUUUUUGCAUGAAAUGUAACCCAAUUUGUAUUCGUAUGGACACUCGAAAACCCACUCCCGGGCCCGAUCCCGUGGUAUGGGACUUCUGCUUAUCGUAGAUCCCUGAAAAUUGGUACGCGAGGAGAACAUACCACACUGUCCCCUCCAUAAAAUAUUUGAGUCGAAUACAAUAACAGAACAUGAAAUUAUGGGCGUACGAACUUAGGAUACCAUGUACGGACUUCGAGCACCUGGGUCUACGGGUCAGUAUUUCUGCACUCUGCACGUGUAUUUGAAUUAGUUGAAGUCUUCGCCUUCGGCGUUUCUUUUGGAAAGAAGAAGAAGUCACUCAGUCUCAUGCAGAGUACAUGUGCGACACUGUCACGAUCACCCCGCUCUCCUAACGUCCUAUCCCGUGCGUGAGGAGUGGGGAAUAUAAAGCCGGCUUCGAAGUGUGUUCACACGCGGCGGCACAUUGAGAGCGUGACAGUGAGAGCGGUAUGGACGCCGGGGCUGCAUAUCGGACAGGGAAUCUCUUCAAGUGUCCCCAAUGUCAGCCCUCAAGCUCAAACUCACUGCCUACGCUACAGCAAAAUGGGAGUAAGUUUGGGCAAGAAAGACUUGGAGAAAGUGCAGGGCGAGUAGUUAGUUUCCGCAGCAUGAAUGAGCUCAAGCGUCACCUAGCAAGCCACCACAAAAUUGGCUCGCUAGGCCAAGCAGUUACUACAGAAGAGGCCUUGUAUCCUGGUGACGAUGUUCCAAAUGGUUCCGUUGACGAUGUGCAGGAUUGUUCUGAAGCAGGCAGCACUAGCUCAGGGCGAGCAAGCAUGGCUGGUCUCGACAGUGGCCGAGCCAGCCAGACGUCGCAACACAAUUGCUCGACGUUGGACGGCCUGGUGGAGCGCGCCCAGUCCUUGGAGGACCACCUUCGUCGUACACACGCCAGCGCAGCAUUGGUGGAUCGCAGCCGUGAGAGCUCCGAGUCGGCAGCGAAGCGCUUGUCGGCCGAGCUGCUGCGCAGCAAGCAGCAGUAUUGGACGGCCGUGGACGCCAUGCAGAAAGCACACGACGAUGUGCGCAGCAUGCGACUGAGCCUUGUCCGCGGAGAAGUGGCUGGCGUGGACAUGGAGCUAGUGGGCCAGUGCAGCAAGCUCAGUGAGGAACUUUUGGCUGUGAAGGCUUCCGACCGAAGGAGGGAGUCAGAGCUAGAGGUCGUACAGGGGCAUUGCAGAACGCUACAACUGGAGUGCACACGGCUACAGCAGGCAGCUACGGACCUUGCCGGACAAGCCGAUAAGAAUGCAGAGGUGGUCGGCGUCCUCAAGGCUGAACUAGUGGAGAAGGACAGGAGUGCCCAGCAACUCAAUCAAUUCCUCGCACUCCAAGCCAAGCGGCAGGAAGUCGCACGCGACGAGCUAAGGAACUACAUCUCCCACAUGGAGCAGCAGAUUGAAAAGCUUCAGGCCCAAUCGCCGACAGCGAGAAAAGAAUCAAUGCGAAAAGGCUCAACGAGCCUCUCAGCGUCCUUUCCGCUCGACACCAAACUUCCAGAUGAGCUUGUGGCCGUCUUCAAUGUAUCGCAGCAUGUUUCCCCGGAAGCCAUCGACCAUGACUCUGCUGAUAGUGACAGUGACAGUGAAACAAAUGAGGUGGGCAUCGAUGCACUGUCGAAUGAACAGCUGCUACACCUUUCGGGUCUUCAGGACAAGGAUGGUGACAAAUUGAUGGACUAUCUUACCGAGGAAGAGCAGGCGUGUGUUGAUGUCUUCAAGUACCUUGGUACGGCUGAUCUGUUCCGCGUCGGUGCUGUCUGUAAGAAAUGGCGUAAGCUGAGCCGCCUCCCCAAGCUCUGGACCCACAUUUCACUUGUUCAACCUAGGAUCACCAACAAGCUGCUUAAUUGGAUGGCACGAUGGUGUACUCAUAUUUAUACACUUCGACUGGAAGGAAUACAGUCCAGAGAGGCACGACCAGACGAAUCUGUGCUUGACUAUAUUACAUCAAUGAAAGGCUCACUGGAACCUGGUCUCUUGCGGCUGCUGUCAGCUGGUGGCAGGCUUGUACGGAAAGUCUACAUUGCAGACUGUGGAGUCAUGCUGACACAGAGCGCUCUUUGGACUGUAAGCUCCUGCUGCCCCUACCUGGAGGAAUUCCACUAUGUCAGCGAGGAGUACCCAGCCAGCCCAAGCUCCCUAUGGUCACUCGCUCAAGGUUGCCCUAAGAUCAGAACACUUCGAGUUCCGCCUGUACAGCUAACAGAGAAAGCGAAGGAUUUCACCGAUGACUGUGUGAAGCAAAUCGUCCAAGGAUGGCCCAACCUGACUCAUUUGGCGAUUGGCGGCCCAAGCUUGACCCUUGAUGGUUUUGUUGCACUUGCAUCGGGCUGCCCAAGGUUGGAAGUGCUAGAGUUGGAUCGAUGUGCUGCUAUCAACGAGCAUGUUGCCAUGGUUCUGUGCAAGAACGGCUUUCGGGGCUUGAGAAGACUGGAGCUGUUCCUGACCCGCAUCUCGACCCAAGCCGUCGUUACGUUUGUUGGUGCAUGCCCACGUCUCGAGAACCUCUCCAUACACAUUGGUAUAUCGGACUAUUAUAACAACACAACGGACCCAAGCAACAUUGCAGAAUUCAACUCUGCCAUUCAGGAAUUCAAGAAUCUGGCAACCAAUCAACCCUAUAAGGACAUUCUAGCCAUCAAUGCAACUUACGGAUAGUUCAAGUCCUAGGAAAGGCUUAGGGGUCGUCCGCAAUUAUCGAAAGUUUUUUCCAAUCCGUAGUAGCUUCAAAUUUUUCCUCACCCACCCACCCACCCCCCCAGUCUGUAAUAAAAUAUUGUUGAUGGACACACAACGCAACACAUAUGGAACAAACUCAAUCAGUGCUGGUCCAUCCUUGUUCGUCGUCUUGGACAACUGCCACAAGCAAUUUAUUGUUCUGUAAUAAUCAGAGUCACCAGCGGUUUUGAAAAAGGGCUGCUUCUUCACCGCCUUUCCAAACAACGUCGCCUGUCUGGACAUAGUCAAUAACAGUCGUCAGCGCCAGCGCUAGACGGAAGGACUUCAAAGGAGUGCAUGGAAGACGGUACUCUGGACGAAGGAGACAGUGAAACUCAAAAAUAGAAGGUGUCGACUCGCCGUCAAAUGCGCCGAACUUUAUGAUCCCCGGCCCAGGAGCAGCCAAGGAAGUGCGCGCGGGGGCGCAGAAACUGCCAGAACUACAAAAAUAUUAUAAGUGUAGACAGUUCGCGCGCAGCCGCGCGUGGAAAACAGGGGCUACACGUAGACGUACACGUAGCACGCACACGUGUCAUUUCGGAAGUUUUUCAAUCCGUAACUGGCCUUGACCCACCCACCCACUUUCGAAGCUACUACGGAUUGGAAAAAACUUUCGAUAAUUGCGGACGACCCCUUAGUGCUUUAAAACCCUGUAAGCCAUUUUUAGAGUCUCUAGGAACUUGUUACUUGAUAAAUCUGGGAAAAAAACUAUUCACCAUACACUUCUGGUGUGUCUUUGUCAGCUGAACUUACUAUUUCACUGAGAUGAACUCAGGUUUUUUAUAAUUCUACACAGCUUUAUUUUAGUAGCUCUGAAACUGAAAUAUAAUUCAAAUUUGUUUGGUAGUAGUAGUAGGGUAGCUCAAGAAUUUGAUUUGUAUUAUAUUAAAUUGCAGGCUGAUUGUUUUUAUUAAAAGAGACAGAAUCAAUUAUCAA